UAAAGGCGGAGUGAGAGCUCUCGCCUUCUCCUCUUCUCUGAGUGCCAGGCAGACUGAGGACAACAUGGAUCCAAACACGACGAUUCUGAGAGUCAAGAGAAAAAGGGGCACCGACCCCGCGGAUGCUUUGUUGCUGGCAUGCAAACGUAUCCGACCGGAGACGUCCCAGAGCACCGUCGAGACGGUACCGGAGCCCAAUGAAGCCGAGGUGGAAAACUCCGUCUUCAAACUCGUGGCGACCGUAGCGACGCAGGAUGCCCCCGUUCAGACGCAGGUUCGACAGGCCUUGGCCCGGCCUCGCAUGGCCCAUGCGCUGCGCCCAUCUGCUGGCAGUUCACAACGGAUCACCGGGGACCUACGGAGCACAAAGUGGAGCACCCGGAGGGAGGAACGCUACAGAAUACUCUCCAGCCACCGCACAGGGCUGCCGAGCCCAGCUGAGCAGCAGGAUCCCCAGACAGAUGACUCUGAGAGUGUAGAGGAACCCGGGAAACACCAGGAUAAAUGUUUGGGUCUUGGUGAAAUCCAGGUGGUUGAUCUCAUACAUGAGGAUGGACAAGGCGAGGACAAAUCAUCUGGCAAGACGCAGACCCCAGACCCAGAAGUGAUCCUGUGCAACAACACAAAGCUGCUGCGGGAGCGUCUGAGCAUAUCUGGGGAGAGAGCCGGGGAAGAGCACCGGGAGCAGGAAGAUGACUACGUCUACGAUCUUUACUACCAGGAAACAGUCACACCCGGAUGGAUCCAGGACAUCCUGUCUGUCAGGGCCUACGCUGAUGAGGGAGAACUGGUGCCCGACCUUGUGGUUCAUGAAGAGGAGGUGUAUGAAGAUGAUGACGACGAGAACGAAGAAGGCAACUGGAGGAAUGACUACCCUGAUGAGGAGAGUGACUCAGACAGCGACAGAGAGGAGCGCUACGGUGGUUACUGGGAGGAGGAGCACUCGUACAGCCGGAGGAGCUGGGAGCGCUACCAGAGGGAAGUGCUGCAUGAGCGUGGUGAAGAUGACGACGACGAUGAUGAUGAUGAUGGGAACAAAUAUGAUUCCGAUUGAUCUACCCCUUUAACCCAUCUGUCUGUGGAUCCCCUUUUCAUGAAUAACACCGUACUCCAUAGACCUCUGUGUAGGGAAAACAAAACAUCAGAAAGGCACUUAUGUGUAGCACUCAUCACUGUUUAAUAAUGAGGUCCAAUAACAAUCCCCUAUGCAUCAAAACAAUACAUUCUAUGUGCCAAUGUUAAAAAUUGUGACUGAACCACAGAGCAUUUAGUCCUCUCACUGUUCAGAGAAUUGCACACGUACCCUACAUCAGGUCCAUCCCUCUCUUUGCUACACAGAUGUUGAAGGAGCAGGUGUUAUUUCCAGCAGGACCCAGUGUCUUUUUUUUUUUUUUUUUUUUUUUAAAUCUGUGGUGGAGUGAAUUUGUGUGUGUGUGUGUGUGUGUGUGGGUGUUUGUUCAAAGUGGAUGUGUGUGUGUUAGAAAUGUUGCACAUCAGUGUGAUUUGCCUCGUAUGCUUUGUGCUGUUAACACUUCUGUUAGUGAGACGUCUCGGGCCGCGUGUGGUUGCAAUUUAGGGUGUUUGCAUUUUGUGCAUGGUAGUGCGUGUACGUACAAUUGUGUGUUAGAUUUUGCAUAAUGUGAAAGCGUGGUGCAUAAUUUUUUUUUUUGUUGUGGGUGUGUGAGUUUGGUUCAGAAAUUCUCCCUUUUUGAAAUUCCGAUUGUUUCUCUUGAAUGCUUGUUGAAUUAAAAAAAAUACAACUUUUUUUUUGUAAAUAUGUAGAUGUGUAUAAAAAGAAAGCUUUCAAAAUAAA
Molecule: messenger RNA, 1813 nt
Organism: Thunnus maccoyii (southern bluefin tuna)
Lineage: Eukaryota; Metazoa; Chordata; Actinopteri; Scombriformes; Scombridae
Gene: slc7a6os
Product: solute carrier family 7 member 6 opposite strand
Exons: 5
Coding region: 65-1054 (329 amino acids)
Biological process (GO): developmental process
Source: RefSeq, a predicted model, not a curated record